This is a messenger RNA of Lactuca saligna, 2219 nucleotides long. The record is from the annotation of a GenBank genome assembly. NCBI's taxonomy places the organism in Eukaryota, Viridiplantae, Streptophyta, Magnoliopsida, Asterales, Asteraceae.
UAAAUAAUUUAAAAUACAAAGAGAAUAACUACUAAAAGUUUAGAAGAACAUUUCCUCUUUGUUCACGUCUCCCACUUUAAUCCCCUAAUAUUUCAUCUUCCCUGAAAAAAUUAACUCCUUCAUAUUCCCUUUGAUUUCACAUGCUCAGCUAAACAAUGAUCAAGUUACACAAUUUCUUCAUACUUCUAAUCACUUUUCUACCCUCCAUUAAAUCACAGAAUCCCACUAACUGUGAUCGCUCAUGCCCCAACAGUGAACUCAAUCUCGUCCCCUACCCAUUCGGCUUCUCCUCCGGCUGCCAUAUCCAACUCAACUGCACCUCCGGGAGCGUUUUUAUCCGCGAAUUCCCUGUCCAGCAAAUCAACCCCGAUGGUAUUCUGGUCAGCCUCCCCGCCAUCUGCGGCCGCACCUUCAAAUCCCUCAGCCACCUCUACGGCGAACACUACGCUCCGACAUCAGCCAACGCCAUCCUCAUGGAAAACUGCACGCAGCAGAUGAAAAACUGCAUGAUUCCGAUGACAACGUUACAAACCCACCUGGAAACUGUCAACUGCAGCGGUGGUGUUGGAGGUUAUGGGAAUAUCAGUUGUUACUCCGGUGAUGUUUCUAAGAUGUUUCUUGAUUAUGAAAACAUGACUGGAAUGGGUUGCCGGUAUUUGUUUUCUGCCGUUGCAACGGAGAUGAUUGGGGCUAGCACGGCGGUUCUGUCGUUGAACAUGCAAGUGGUAAAUUUAGGGUGGUGGGUUAAGGGGACAUGCGACUGUUCUAGUGAUGCGGAUUGUACGGAAGUAGUGUCUCCGAUUGAUGGAAGCGAUGGGCAUCGGUGUGCUUGUAAGGCUGGGUUCGACGGCGAUGGGUUUAAAGCCAGCUCCGGUUGCCGGAAACAGAAAGACACUUCUCAUUGCAACCCUUCAAAAUAUUUCGCGGGUAACUGUGGAGGGACAGGUAGAGUUGGUGUUCUCGUUGGAGCUGCUCUUGUGGGAGCUUCAUUGAUUAUAUGCAUCGGAUUAAUUAUUUGCUUUAUUCGCCGGCGCACCAUUUCAAGAUCCCGAAGUAGAAUAAACAGACAGUUUUAUGAAGCUAAAGGCAUCACCAUUCCCAUUUACACUUACAAAGAGAUCGAAAAGGCCACAAACAACUUCUCAGAUAAACAACGACUAGGAACCGGAGCUUAUGGCACUGUAUACUCCGGCAAACUCAACAAUGGAGAAUGGGUAGCAAUAAAACGGAUUAAACACCGAUCCGACUGCGACAACAUCGAUCAAGUCAUGAACGAGAUCAAACUUUUGUCAUCCGUAAGCCACCCAAAUCUUGUUCGGUUGUUAGGUUGUUCCAUUGACAAAGAUGAACAGAUACUUGUUUACGAGUUCAUGCCAAAUGGAACCCUAGCACAACACUUACAGAAAGAGCGAGGUAAUGGGCUUCCAUGGGUUGUUCGCCUUACAAUCGUAACAGAAACAGCUCAAGCGAUUGCAUAUCUACACUCGGUAAUCAAUCCUCCGAUAUAUCAUAGAGAUGUAAAGUCUAGCAACAUAUUACUAGAUUACAGUUACAAGACAAAAGUAGCGGAUUUUGGUCUUUCUAGAUUAGGAAUAGUGGAAUCAUCACAUAUUUCAACGGCUCCACAAGGAACACCGGGAUACUUGGACCCUGAAUAUCACCAGAACUUCCAUUUAUCGGAUAAAAGUGAUGUUUAUAGCUUUGGGGUUGUGUUGAUUGAGAUUAUAACGGCUUUUAAAGCGUUGGAUUUUUCAAGAAGACAUAAUGAGGUCAAUUUGGCGUCACUAGCUAUUGAUCGGAUAAAAAAAGGUUGUCUUGAUGAGAUAAUCGAUCCUUCUCUUGACCAUAACAAAGAUACGUGGACGUGUUCAUCAAUCCAUAAGGUUGCUGAGGUGGCAUUUCGGUGUCUUGCAUUUCAUAGUGAGAUGAGACCUUCAAUGACUGAGGUGGCGGCUGAGUUGGAGAAAAUUAGGCCACCAAAAGAAGAGAAUGGUGUGGUAUCAAGGGAGGGAUCAAACCCUUCAUCAGUAUCUAUUGUUGAUGAGAAGGAGAUGAAUAUGGAGGUGAACAAUAUUGAAUCUGAUAAGAAGGGUUUGCUUGAUAGCAUGGAUUUGACAAAUGCUAAAAGCUGUUCACAAAAUUCUGCGGAGGAUCAAUGGCUAAGUGGGUCGAGCUCACCUUCAUCUAAUGGUUUACUUGGUUCGAGUUCAAGGAUGUAA